This is a messenger RNA of Ziziphus jujuba (common jujube), 1380 nucleotides long. Its product is annotated as receptor-like protein 38. NCBI's taxonomy places the organism in Eukaryota, Viridiplantae, Streptophyta, Magnoliopsida, Rosales, Rhamnaceae. The record is from RefSeq and is a predicted model, not a curated record. The transcript is spliced from 4 exons. Gene Ontology annotation, molecular function: protein binding. The coding region runs from base 1 to 1380 and encodes 459 amino acids.
AUGACUGGCGUAGAGUUACGCUUGGAGGAACAUGCUGCUCGAGUACAGGAACGGUUUGAGGCGCUGGAGGGUCGCCUAGAUGGGCUAGAGUCGGAGGACAUUGCCAUCAACCAAGCCGUGAGAGGGUUACUCAAUGGGCUGGACGAUGUCUUAAGGAGGGAGCUCCGCGCAACACGCGACCAAUGCAUGGGGGAGCAGCAGCCAACUUGCCGUGAUAAAGAAAGGUCAGCACUGUUGCAGUUCAAGGAAAGCUUUGUCAUUACAAAAUAUGCUUAUUCUUUUGCAGGUGCUUAUCCAAAAGUUUUACAAUGGAAAUCUAGUAAUAGCUGCUUAUGGGGCGGCAUCGAUUGCGAUGCAGAGACUGGUCAUGUGAUUGCUCUUGACCUCAGCAACAACCAUUUCAAUUUCUCUCAAAUUCCUGCUUCUAUUGGCCAACUUUCUCAUCUAACUUAUCUCAACCUCUCUGGUUCUGCUUUUUAUGGCCAAGUCCCAUUUGAAAUUUCUGACUUGACCAACUUGUCCUCCCUUGACAUGACUUACAAUUAUGAUCCAGUUACUGAAGAAAAGUUUUUGCAGCUUAAAGAUCCCAACUUCAAAACACUAGUUCGGAAUCUGACCAAGUUAGAAAUAAUUAUCCUUAGCUUUGUAGACAUGUCAUCUGAGUCUCAUUUAUCUCCAACAUGGCGACAACAAUUUGUCGUUGAUCUUUGGAGAAGCAAGAAGAAAUGCAACGGCUUCAAAAUUCAAGCUUCUACAUCUGGGUUCCUUAACCUGAGAAACUUCCCACAUUUUCUCAAGCAUCAAAAUGAAUUGGAUUGUUUGGUUCUUGAUGGAAACAAUAUAGAUGGCCAAAUACCAAAUUGGAUGUUGAACAUAGGCAUAAACACUUUGACCACGUUGAAUAUUGCCUCCAACCUCCCAACAGGCUUUGAGCAACUUCCUGUAGUUCUUCCUUGGGUUAAUUUAGGCGUAUUUGAUAUUUCCUCUAAUAUGUUGCAAGGACCAUUACCAAUUCCUCCACCAUCCAUUGCUCGAUAUGAUGUCUCAAACAACAUGCUGACUGGAGAAAUUUCACCUUUAUUUUGCAACAUGAGUUCACUUUACAUCCUUGAUUUGUCUAAUAACAACUUGUGUGGCAUAAUUCCACCAUGUUUGAGAAACUCAGGUAGUUCUCAAAUAAUGUUAAGCUUGAGAAACAAUUCUUUGCAUGGCAUCACUCUUGAAAUAUGCAGCAAUAAUGGGAGUAACUUGAAAAUGAGUGAUGUUAGUCAUAAUCUAUUGCAAGGGAAGCUACCAAGAUCGUUGUCCAACUGUUUGAUGCUUGAAGCUAUCGUGGUUGUAAACAAUCAAUUGCAUGAUUCUUUUCCAUCUUGUUUAUGA